Molecule: messenger RNA, 2112 nt
Organism: Penicillium odoratum
Lineage: Eukaryota; Fungi; Ascomycota; Eurotiomycetes; Eurotiales; Aspergillaceae
Product: biotin--[acetyl-CoA-carboxylase] ligase BPL1
Exons: 3
Coding region: 1-2112 (703 amino acids)
Biological process (GO): protein modification process
Cellular component (GO): cytoplasm
Molecular function (GO): biotin--[biotin carboxyl-carrier protein] ligase activity
Source: RefSeq, a predicted model, not a curated record
AUGGCGACACCAACAGGCAACGAUGCCAACCUCACAGCUAAAAGGCUAAAUGUCCUAGUCUACUCCGGUUCGCUCACCGAAUCCGCCUGGAAAAUGAGCCGCUUUCUGACCGACACACUCGACACAGGAACCGGAACCACCGUCGACUCCGUCCGCCAUUGCGUUUACACCUUGCGCCGUCUGCUCGCACCCAAUUAUGCCGUCACGCCUGUUACAGCUGAAAUGCUGCUCAAUGAGCCAUGGACCGCGUCCUGUGCUCUGUUGGUGAUUCCUGGCGGCGCGGACCUGGGAUACGGCCGUACGCUCAACGGAGCGGGGAAUCGGCGCAUUACACAGUUUGUGCGCCGGGGUGGGCGGUACUUGGGUUUAUGCGCGGGUGGGUACUAUGGAAGCAAGCGCUGCGAAUUCGAGGUUGGUGAUAAGACUAUGGAGGUUGUGGGGGAGCGGGAAUUGGCGUUUUUCCCGGGGACUUGUCGCGGCGGGGCUUUCCCGGGGUUUGUUUACCAUAGUGAGGAUGGUGCGCGCGCUGUUGGGCUGGAUGUUUCGAAGGAGGCGUUGGGUGUGGGAACUGUGCCUACUACGUUCCGCUCCUACUACAAUGGGGGUGGUGUGUUCGUAGAUGCUGCACUUUACAAGGAGAAGGGAGUAGAAGUGCUGGCCAACUAUAACGAGAAGCUAAAUGUGGAUCCUGGUGAGGGUGGUGCUGCUGCUGUCGUCUACUGUAAGGUUGGUGAUGGUGCGGCUGUCUUGACGGGGCCACAUCCAGAGUUUGCCGCUGCCAAUCUUGACCCUAAGGCUGGUGGACCUGGUUUUGCGGAUCUUGUUGCUGCAAUUGCCGCUGAUGAUAAGAAGCGCACGGAUUUCCUGAAGGCUUGCUUGUCCAAGCUGGGACUGCAAGUCGCAACAGACAGCUCUGUUGUUCCUUCGUUGUCAUCUUUGCAUAUUUCUGGUCAGGACCCGGAGCGUUCAUUAGAAAUCUUGUCACUUCUUGCACCCGACCUGCAACAGGAGAAGAACAACGAAUACCUGAAAGAUGAGAACGAUACAUUCCGAAUUGAGCGUCCAGGCACUUGGAAUCUGAGCGACUUGGAGGAGGCGCUUCCUGAUGGGGAGAAACCCACAGAGGGAAUUGUUGAUUAUAGGACAAUCACCAAACGACUUGUCUUUCAUGACGAUCUCCCAUCGUCUAAGCUCACACCCUACUUCAAUCACCAUGCAUUCUACGCCAAUCUCCAACAAUAUCAGUCCGAGUCUCGAGAAGGUGCUUCAGAAUUCGGAUCGAACCUUCUGUAUGGCGAGGUGAUCACCAGCACCAACACGAUUCUAGAGAAAAAUACUCAACUUCUCCGUCGUCUUCCCAAUGGAUUCACUGCUACAGCCACUGUUCAGGUCGCCGGACGGGGCCGAGGUUCUAACGUAUGGAUCUCUCCACCUGGCUCUCUCAUCUUCUCCACCGUGGUCCGGCACCCAAUGGAGAAGAUGCAAUCAGCACCCGUUAUUUUCAUCCAGUAUUUAUCCGCCAUGGCCGUUGUACGGGGUAUCAAAUCAUACGCCAAAGGCUACGAGACUAUCCCCGUGAAGUUAAAAUGGCCAAAUGACAUCUAUGCCCUAGACCCAGAAGACCCUGAACAAAAACGCUAUACCAAGAUCUGCGGCAUCCUCAUCAACUCCCACUUCAUGUCCAACGAGUACAUUUCCGUCGUCGGCAUCGGCAUCAACACCACGAAUGCCUCUCCCACAACUUCACUCAGGGCCCUCGCCGAACGAUACGCUUCAAAUGAUGCCGCUACCAAGUCUCCGGUCACGUUGGAGAAACUUCUCGCGAGCAUCCUGACUACUUUUGAGGAUCUUUACACCCGCUUCUUGCGAACGGGCUUUGAUCGCGGCUUCGAGGCAAUGUAUUACCAGGACUGGCUCCAUAUGCAUCAGAUAGUCACGUUAGAAGAGGAAGGUGGUGCCCGUGCUCGAAUUCAGGGCAUCACGCGUGAUUACGGGUUGUUGAUCGCAGAAGAGCUUGGAUGGGGUGAUAGGCCUACUGGUCGGUUGUAUCAGUUGCAGAGUGACAGCAACAGCUUUGAUUUCUUCAAGGGGCUGGUUAAGCGGAAGCUUUAG